CCUGUUUUGGAGGACGUAUGUAACGUACGUCUUUCGUGCGUUUCAUGAUUUUUACGCGAUUUCAAGUUCUUAAUAUUAAUUACUGCCAGUGAUACCUCCUUCUUGUGCAUAUCUUUAUCACCAUCAGCGACGAUGGGCUCAACCCCAUUUCAUCGUCUAGCUCUGGUCAUUCCUCCACUGUUUCUCACCAUCUAUCUCUUGGCCAGUUUCCCGCGACCACCUACUUUACCCAUCAUCCAUACAUCCCUAGCGCACCUUCCGAGCUCAUCACCGUCAUGGAAUGUAUAUCCAGAGGACUUGUAUAGUGGCGGUGCAUACGCCAACCUACCUCUAGGACGGGUGCGAUAUUGGCUCAUAGGACCAGAGGACGGACGACGUGUUGUUUUGAUACACGGACUUUCCAUCCCGGCGAUCGUCUGGAAAGACGUGGCACCUGUACUCGCCUCACGAGGAUACCGUGUACUUCUCUAUGAUCUAUAUGGUCGUGGUUAUUCAGAUGCCCCCCAAGUAACUUACGAUACCAUCCUUCACACCACCCAACUCGCGCUUCUUAUGCAACAUGUUAAAUGGGAUAAUGCAUUUAUCAUCGGAUUGUCGAUGGGAGGUGGCAUUGCGACUGCAUUCUCGGCCCACUUCCCUCAUCUGGUAAAUGGAAAAGUCGCUCUUAUUGCUUCAGCAGGUAUCAUAGAGUCGAGCGAUAUCUCUCGUACCGCAAAAUUCAUGUCGACUCCCCUCGUGCAAACUGUGUCCGCCCUCCCACCUUUCCAACAUUACAUGCGUCUCCUUGCGAAUACCUCUAAAUCCUCGGAACUUUAUGAAAUCAAUCCGAUACAAGAAAUUGUCCGUCUUCAAACCGCCCAUCUACCUCACUAUAAUGCUGCUGUGGCAUCUUCGCUUCGCGACGGUCCUAUUCGCGGCCUGCACUUUGCAUUCCAAUCACUCGCACACUCUGGCAACCAAGUGUUGCUUAUCCAUGGCACAUCGGACAAAACUGUCCCUUAUAAAUACGCUUCUAAGAUACACAAUCUCGUACCGCAAGCUGACCUCGUCACCAUCAACGAUGGUGGCCACGAUCUCACUGUAACCCACGCAUCCGAGGUGAACGCCUUGUUACUUCACUUUCUUGCCGACGAAUAUCCGUACAAGCCUCGUGAAUGAACCUCACUUGAUAUAAGGGGCGAAUCCUUUUUUGAUGAUAUUGUAUCUGUCUCCACACGCACAUGCUAUUCGCUAUUCAUCGUCGAACGCUAUUCCAUCGUAUAAUCCCCUUGUAUCAUUCUGGAUACCAUGCCCAUCUCGCUUUACUGUUGCCUCAUGUUGUCCUCGCUAUUCGUCCGCGUUAUACUUUAGCUCUUCCUGUUUGCAUUACUCUAGAAACCUAUAGCUUGUCAUAAACACAUUUUUUUGGAAUGAAUGAAGUGCUUUGAAGUUCUAUGCGAUCAUUAUACAUUUAUCAAGCACCGUGCUCCACAUA
Suillus bovinus is the source of this 1474-nucleotide messenger RNA. RefSeq names its product Alpha/Beta hydrolase protein. The record is from RefSeq and is a predicted model, not a curated record. The coding region runs from base 133 to 1158 and encodes 341 amino acids. The transcript is spliced from 9 exons. Lineage: Eukaryota; Fungi; Basidiomycota; Agaricomycetes; Boletales; Suillaceae.